AUGAUAUUCUGUAUUCAGUCCCACAGACAGAGUGAGAGUGGCAGCAGUAUGGAGGGCAGUGGCAGCGACUGGCUGGUCAGCGUGGAGCCCCCUGGCGGUCUCGCGUAUGAAGUGACGGUGGAUCAGAACAGCUCGGCCAAUCAGAGUUACCCAUUUGCGGACGUGGAGCUGCUGCAGGCGUUUAAGCCGCUGAUCAUCCCCUGCUACGUGCUGGUGGUCCUGGUGGGGUUUUUUGGAAACUACCUGCUCAUCUACGUCAUCUGCCGCUCGCGCAAGAUGCACAGCGUCACAAAUUUCUUCAUCGGUAACCUGGCCUUCUCUGAUAUGCUGAUGUGCGUGACCUGCGUGCCCUUCACGUUGGCCUACGCCUUCAACCCGCACGGCUGGACCUUUGGACGCUUCAUGUGUUACCUGGUGUUCCUAAUCCAGCCAGUCACCGUUUACGUCUCCGUGUUCACUCUCACGGCCAUCGCAGUGGACAGGUACUACGCCACCGUGCACCCUCUGAAGAAGCGAAUCUCCAUGGUAGCAUGUGUGUGCAUUCUCUCUGGGAUCUGGCUGCUCUCCUGCGUGCUAGUGGUUCCGGCCGUGGCACACACCUACCACGUGGAGUUUGAGGGUGAAGAUCUGACUAUCUGCGAGGAGUUCUGGUUUGGUCAGGAGACCGAGAGGCUGGUCUAUGCGUACAGCACCCUGCUUGUCACCUACAUCCUGCCGCUGUCUGCCGUGUGCGUGUCCUACCUGUGCAUCUCCGUUAAGCUGCGGAACUGUGUGGCGCCAGGCCACCGGACGCGGGACCAGGCCAAAGCGCAGAGAGCCCGAAAGCGGAAGAUCUUCCGUCUGGUGUCUCUGGUGGUGGCGGCGUUCGCCGUGUGCUGGCUGCCCAUCCACGUCUUCAACGUUCUGCGGGACAUUGACAUCCACCUCAUCAAUAAGCGCCACUUCCUGCUGAUCCAGCUGCUGUGCCACCUGUGCGCCAUGAGCUCGUCCUGCUGCAACCCAUUCCUCUACGCCUGGCUCCACGACCGCUUCCGCGCCGAGCUGCGCAAGAUCUUCACCUGCAAACACCGCAUCGGCAUCUCCGCCAACCACUGCACAGCCGCCAGCGUUGUGCUGUGAACCGGAGGACGCUAAGACCAGA
Colossoma macropomum (tambaqui) is the source of this 1141-nucleotide messenger RNA. It is a transcript of the gene prlhr2b, whose product is annotated as prolactin releasing hormone receptor 2b. Gene Ontology annotation, cellular component: plasma membrane; neuron projection. Gene Ontology annotation, molecular function: neuropeptide Y receptor activity; neuropeptide binding. The record is from RefSeq and is a predicted model, not a curated record. Lineage: Eukaryota; Metazoa; Chordata; Actinopteri; Characiformes; Serrasalmidae. Gene Ontology annotation, biological process: G protein-coupled receptor signaling pathway.